GUGACAGUACAUGAGACGAAAUUGUUGAUGUUCUAUAUACAAAUAUCCUGUAUUUUGUGUCAGAAAAAUUGAACGUGUUCUUUGUGGUGCUUCAGUGGAACGAUACUUUGAUACUGGUACUAACAGAAGGUUGCAAUUGCGCCGAUGUACCACCCUCCACCGUACGAUGUCCAAAACUCUUAUUGGGCUUACGGACCUUAUCCAGCAGGUGCUCCGCUGUUCGAGUAUCAUCCAUAUCCUAUUUACAGUCCGACAGUCAUAAACCCAGCUCUUGUUCCCUUUUCAAAAGCUCAGGCUCCAAUUGACCCAAACUUCACUCAAAAUCCUACAACGUCAACUUUUGUAAACACAUCUCAGUCUAACAACGAUCCAUAUCUGGAGGAAACAUCAUCUACUAGACCUAGCUCUAAAUCUCCAUCAUUGGCUUCAACUUCAGAAUCCCAAAUGGCUGCCGCAACAUCAAACAGUAGUCAGAAACCAAGGUGCACAAUCCGGGUGGUUGAUCCAGAAACGAAAGAAGAUUUGACAGAGAAACUAGCAGAGAUGUGUGCACAAGUAGCUGAGGAGGAACGGGCAAAGCAGCCUCCUGUUCAGACUCAGCAAACGCCACACAACAUACCUGCUAACAUGGCACCACCGCCUCCUCAAAAUCACUUGGACCUGGAAACAUUACGUGCCCAUCAGCUUCCUCAAAUAGAUCCUCAUGCAAUCGUGCCAGUGAUGCCGUACCAGAUGCCCCCUCCGCCGUACGAGCAGCGAAGAGGACCCAACUCUAGAAAUUACACUGGGCCGAGAAGAGGAGGAGGACACUACAAUAGAUCUUACCAGCCUCCCCCAGGAAAACAACAGAGAAACCCUAGACAAAACAAACCUCUACAUCCCAGGGAACAAGAAAUUAGGGUGAACAGAGUACCUCCCCAAGUACAAGCAACCCGAGCAGAGUUGCAGCAGCAGCAUGAGGAAGAUGACCUGAUGUACAAAGCAAGUCAGCUUCAGUCAUCGGAACCUCCUGUCUCUGGAAACUGCGCGAACACGUCCACAUCAACACCUUCCCUAGUGGAACCUCAAGCAGUCUCGGAAGUGUCAGAGUCCCCAUCGAUGACUACGUCUGAAGGAUUGCAAAGUGAGGAUUGCAAUUCGCCACAGAAAGUGUUACCCGAAGUGACGUGUAUACUGAAUAAUAACUUGGAAAUUGUGCAACUUGUUUCAGAUGCCCAAGUGAGGAUUGAGGAAGUGAAUGACCUGAAGAGCGCCUGCUCUACUUCGGAUAUUUCAUCUGAGGUAGUCUCCUCCAAAGCGCAGCAGCAGAAACGUCCCACCACAGUGACUGCAACUGCACAUUUAGCAUCCCCUGUCGGAGUGACUUCUCAGCUCGCCGAAUCUAAACCAAAAGAUGCUAACAACAGGGAAUCUGCUUCAAGUAGCAACAAGCCACAGUCUUCGAAUGGAGCAUCAACAACAAUCCUUCCAAAAACAGCCACAUGGGGAAAUAAAUUUUCGAAGGCAGCUAUCGUGAAACCAAUAAACUUCAUACCCCCCAUGCAGGACCACAAAGAGUCUAAGAAGUUAGACGAAACAAAGGGAGAAACUGAGAAGAAGAGUCCUGUUUCCUCAUUGGACCCUGUUCACUUUCCCAGUGCAAAUUCGCCAGUCACAAAACAGGACACAAUCAAACCUACUGAAAAGGGUAGUACAUGUGGAGAAAAGGAGCAAGCAAAGGUACAGUCGGUAGUGUCAGCACCUCUAACAUCCUGGUCUUCCCGGCUGGCUGCCAGUGUAGCUAAUGUACAACCUAUCCAGCCGCGGCCUGUCCCUGUCGCAGUGAGUCCUCUGGCACAACCUCAACCAACCUUGAUUCCCCAAAAUGUUCCAGGGAAUAACACAGAGUCAACUUACCAGGACUCGAGAUCUCAAUAUCCGACUAAGAAGGAUGCAGACAAUGUCCAAAAAAUGGGUACCAGUAUCUCAGCCGAAAAGCUAGUUGAGCCGAAACCAAAAGCUAAAGCUUCGCCAGCGAUGUCACUAGAGUCAAAUAAUAGUAAAAGCGAGCUAAGUGAAGCCGAUGUGGACCAAGAAGGCUUUCAAGAAGUUAAGCAGAAGCGUAAGCAAAAACCUACUCCUCAGCCGACUCCAAAUGCUUGGGGCGGAGCGUCACGAAGAGCGCCUCCAUCCUACAGUCAAACAUCAAACUUCGGUGCUUCUCAAUCGGCUGUGCCUUCACAUGAAAACUCUGAUAACAGACCUCAGUCAAUAGUAGCAAGAUCCUCAUCGUUUGACCGCCCAGAGGAUAAAACUGGGAACUCUGGUUCGGGAUUUAGAGGACGUAGCUUCGGAAGACCGCCUCCGAGGCUUCCAAGAGGAAGUGGCUGGGGAAGAAGAGACGCCGCACCCAGAGCUCCAGUGGGACCAAAUGCGGAUGUAGGUGGAACCAAGCCUGCCGAAGAUACGGAGGUUGUCAUCAUGAAGUCUCUGCAGUUUGAAAACAACUCCGAAAAGUCUGGUUCUUCAGCGUCCACGUCUAAUGAAGGGUCUACAUCGUCGUGCUGGGCAGACCAAGUUGAGGCACAGAAACCUUCAUCAGGAGGAUCCGGAUCCUCCUCGUGGAGUCAAGUUGUGAGAACUACUCGAAACUCAAGUACAGCAGGUGCAGCAUCAAUCGUGAAAACCAAUUUGAGUCAUUUGCCACCAACUAAGAACACCGAUAAGCUCAGACAAUCUUCACAGGAACAGGAUGUCAGACCAGAAUGGGCUAGAGUUGAACCAAAAGUUACUCAACCUACUGCGCCAUCAAAGGUAAUUGGAAGCUGGGCAGAUGAAUCUCAGAAACAUGAAAUUAAGCCAGUGCCAGCAAAGGAACGAAGUGUCUCUCCCAUUGGAAGGGGAGUUGACAUUGUCAGUCGAGGCAGUUUUUCGAAAGUAUCGGAUUCUUCAAAUGUGUCUGUAACUGAGAACUCGCAUCAAGUUAGUGCAGCUCAACCUGUUAAGCCAGUCCAAGCUCAACAGUCAUCCACACCACAAUCUGCCAGAAAUGUGUCCCCGAAAAGACGAGAACGCGACCACUCACCGCCUCAGUUCUCAGCCUUGGUCUCUCACUCGGAUAAACGAACUCUGCCUGCGUUCAGAAGAGGAGGUGGCGGAGGACAGAAAGAGCGAAGCAGCAGGUCGCCCUCUCCCCUUGCAGCAAAUAUUGGUGGGCAACAAACCGGAACCAGCAGUAGCAUAUCGUCAGUAUUUGGAAGUGACAAAGGCAACCCGCCGAAACAAAGACAGAUGGCUGUAGUUAACCCGAUGAAGUUCGAUGAUUGAAACUGAGUUGGAAAUUGAAGUGUUGUUUUGGAAUCAAACUUUAAUGGUGAAAACUGACUGAGAAAAAAACUGAUCAAUCUCCUUAGAUGCUGCCCAAAAGUUUAACGCAAACUACAUUGUCCUCAUUCGACACUUUUCACGUAAGUAAACAGUAGUCUAGUUGUCGCAACCGAACUCCUUCAAAUUGCGAUUUAGUAGCUCCUGCUGUUAUGAAGUUGUUUGCUUUUGGUCGUCAACUCAACUGAAGUUACAAUCAAAAGGCAUCGACAUAGAUAUGUUACUCUCAGAUGUGAAUCGUGUCGAUGUUGUAAUUAACAAAGCUCUUAUAUAACAUACCCUGAAACUAGUACUAAUGUGACAUAAUUUAGUCUAAUUCUACUACGCAAACACCAUAUCGCCGCCUCGUGAAGUAUCCGAGUUCAGAUCAGAUGCAUAUAUUAAUACACUAUCUAUAUUACGAAUUACUAAUGCCGAUACUAAUGCUAUGUUAUUAAUACUUUAUGUUGCUAACUAAGUGCUUGUUAUUUUAAACAUAAAAAUUGUAUUCUGUUGUAUAACCACGAAUACUUCAUGGCGCUCCAUGUGCUGUAGGUGCUUUAUUCGCUUGAUUUUUUGAUAGGAACAACAGUUGAAUCGUUGACUUCGGAAGGGCGUGGGUCUUAGUUAGCUUUUCGUCGCUCGUCAUGCUUGACCCGCCUGCUCUCGCGAGGCCAAGAGAUGAAGCUAAUUUUGGAUAAAUUGGUUUUUCUGUGCUUUACUCAUGUGUUUUCUCUGGUUUUUCUGCCUGGAGCAGGCCAGAUCAAUGGAGCUGGAGUACAAGGACGUGGACUGUAGUCCAGUGCUACUGCUUCUGCUCAAAUGCUACCUUUUGCUGCCGUGCCGCUAUCGCAACUACAAUACGAUCGGUGUCACGAUCGGCUCUUGAAGAGCUGCUCAGCCAAACUAAAACAAUUUUUGUUCUCAAAUUGCUAUAGUCUCAAAUUUAUAAAUUCAAAUUUGAAACCCUGCCAAUUGUAAGCUGUAUAAAGCUUCAUAAAACAAUUUAAUUUUCAUUUAAUUGUAGAUUGAAAGUAAUUGGCAGGGUAUUUGUAUUAUGUUUCGAUCCCUGUACAUUGUUCGCCUGAGCCCUAACUCCCUCACAUAACCUUGAGACUGAAUCCGGAUCCUACAUGCCCAUAGAAUCGUCUCGCUUAACCCCUUGCAAGCAAUGCAAAUGCAGGGUUCAAUUCCCUCUUCCUCCUUCCGCAAAGUGUUUAUUAGGCUAAAUAAAACGUCAAAUUUGGUCAUCCAACUUUCUAUAGCUUACAUUGUAUUUUAUUUACAUUUGGGGAGCUUUUAAGGUUACUGCAUUAAUCGUGUUUUAUAGUAUAUUAAUGUUGUUUCAUUUGCCAAUCACAUUUAAAAUUCCAAAAAAAAUGUUUUGCUUGGUGCGUCAUUUCUGGCUGUUUGGACGCAUUUUUCUGGACGUGGUGGUCCAGUGCAUAUAUACCAGGAUCUCUUUUCCGUGCCAUUGCAUAGCAGUUGCUGCUGUUCGUUUUCUAAGUGCUUUGGAAAAUUGGUGGUGCGAUAGUUUCCUAUUUUUCCUUGCAGGAUUUAGUUUUCGUGCUUGUUUUCAAACAGUGACUGUCAAGUCUCAAUCGAACCAAUAAAUCUGGCGCAAUUGAAGCCCCCUUAUUUUGCAAAAUUGAACACUUGUCAAUUUGUCCAGUCAUCUCAGCUAUCUGAUCUGAUGUGAGAGCUUACGAUGUGCUGAAUUUUGCUUCGUAAUGCAGUUGCAAAGAGACUAACAACAACUUUACAUGCUGUUGAUGGUGCUUUUGAUUUGAAUGUUUUGGAAGUCAUUUUUCACAAUUGACAUACAAGCUUAUUCGAAUCAAAAUCAUAUGCAGUAUUUUGAUUGCUCGUUUUGGUCCAAUUAAUUGAUCCGAAAUUAAUCAGAAUGUUUAGCUGAUGUAAAGAAAUUUAAAUCAAGUGAUAGCUGUUCUGUUCUUGAGUAAAAGUUUCAAAAUCAAGUAUUUAGAUGAAAAACAGUUAAGUAUCCGAAUUAUGCUUUGGCAAGAAAUGCAAUACAUGUACCUGACUCGAUUUGAAGUUUUUGAUGAUGCUGGAAAUGCAACCCACUUGAACAAACCCCGCCCCAUCAUUAAAAUACAUUGUCAACUGUUGACGCUAUAGUCAUUCUAUUGGCCAUGACACUACAAAUCAUCUACUUCUAUCAAUUACUGAUAUGACUCACUCCAAAAUUGCAGUUUGCUAAGUUGAAAGCGAAGUUAAGUCGUUGGUCAAUGAAGACUGAAUGGAUGUUGACAAUUGCAAUUGCACAUGCCUUAAUAAGUGCCUAUGAUAAUGUUCUUAGUACCUUGAUAAGAUAUGAAGUGAUUUAGAGUUCAGCAGUCACACCUCAACUAGUACUGAUACUAGCCUUAGCUGAGUGUUGCUUAAUUUAAGAGUUGAUUGCCAUGUUAGAUUUGAAUAUACCAGCCAUGAUUUUUCUCAGCAUGAAUUAACGGUAGUAACGGUAGGAUAGGAGAAAUACAUGAAGUCUAGUCGGGUUUAACUGCCCCUAGGUUUCCCAGCACUGCAAUUUUGGAGUGAUUUCGCCCUCUUCUGAGAACAGAACAGAAUAUAUUUUUGGUGAAAGUUCUUUUCAUUUGGUUUAUUUACACUUUCGUUGUUCAAUUCCGUGUAAAAAUACUAUUGUAAGUGCUGUUACAUAACCUAUAAUUGUAUCCGGCACAGAAUGAAACAAUCAAAUACAACCAGGACAGGAAUUCAUGAAGCCACUUCCUUUCCGCUAUGUUUUCGCAGUUCAUGAAGUUCUGUUCGAACUAACAGUGAUGUUGUGAUAGUAAAGUGAUGUAAAGUAAUGCUAGCUAAUCUAACAAAUAAACAAGCAAACCUCCUCUCAAACUCAAUCACGCUGACGCCGAAUUUUACAUUUACAAUCCAAACUUUACAAGCAUCUCAAUCUCAAUACAUGUUGAAAGUAAUUCUAUUUUUAUGAAAAACCAA
Symsagittifera roscoffensis is the source of this 6318-nucleotide messenger RNA. RefSeq names its product streptococcal hemagglutinin-like. The transcript has 8 exons. The record is from RefSeq and is a predicted model, not a curated record. Lineage: Eukaryota; Metazoa; Xenacoelomorpha; Acoela; Convolutidae. The coding region runs from base 145 to 3306 and encodes 1053 amino acids.